Anisakis simplex (herring worm) is the source of this 462-nucleotide messenger RNA. NCBI's taxonomy places the organism in Eukaryota, Metazoa, Nematoda, Chromadorea, Rhabditida, Anisakidae. The record is from the annotation of a GenBank genome assembly.
AUGUAUGGCCAAAAAUUGCACGUUGAUUGCUCGUAUACUCUGCUCUUCAACGGAAUCAGAACCAAAAUGGAUUUCUACUAUCCGAGCAAGAACAAUCCGUUGUUAUUCAUCGAGUUUUACGCAAACGUUAUUACUUCAGGAGUGGAGUUNGUUGAAAUACCCGACGUUCCAGCACUGCAAGGUCCAGAUGUGCUGUGUGGUUUGGCAGGAAAUCGUGAUUUCAAUUGUUACGACGAUUUCAACGAGCCGAAUGGACAACUCUACACGGUGGUUGAAUCGUGUUCCAACUAUAUGAAAGAAUUCACUGAGGGGUAUGGCGAUAUGUACAUCACAAAUGACUUCCUCGUAACUUCAUCUAAAGAAAAACAGUGCAUGACAGGAGUUGAAGUAACCAAUGGAUCAAUUACAUGUGUGAGUGUUUCGAGAUUUGAUUCGAAACACUUCAAUUUCGGCAGCGGCUGA